AUUCAAGGUCAAAAGUAACUUGAUCUAUAAUCCCUUGCAAGUUCAGUGUAUUUGUCAGCAUUUCUUCUUUAAGUGGCAGUCGCAUAGUUACACAAGUAAUCUAAAAUUCUUAAACUACAAGCAAAGAAGAUAUUAAUACUGAAGUAAAAAAUGAUUUCAGAAGAAAAAGAAGCACAUGAACCUGAAGAAGAAAUAAAUUAUAUGCCAAGCAACUGGUCACAUCGUUACGAAAGUGAUAAAGUCAUCGAAAACUUUAUCAAUGUUUUAAAUAGAUUGAGCGAAGAUGUAACUAAAACAAUUCCACAUCGCGUAAACGUAAAAUGUGAAAACUUCAAUGGAAAAGGCAUGGAUAUUUUCAGUGAAGAUUUGCCAAAUGAUUCUCCAAUCUUUGCUUUCAUUCAUGGAGGCUUUUGGAGUGAAGGAAGCAAAGAAAUGUAUCAUUAUCUAGCAAAAUUAUUCCGUAGCAAAGGAGUAGUUACAACUUUAAUCGGUCAUAACUUAGCCCCUUCUGCCACACUCACGGAAAUUAUUGAAGAGAUCAAACAAACCAUUUUGUGUCUAGUUCAAUUAGCCGCAGAAAGAAAGUCAAAAGGAAUCUACUUAAGUGGACAUUCGUCGGGUGCUCAUUUGGCAGCCAUGUUUCUUUCUUCAGAAUGGAAAGACAAUCCGAAGAUAAAAAAAUACAUUAAAGGUGUUGUACUUAUAUCGGGAAUCUACGAUAUUUAUCCUUUAUUGAAAACUAGCGUGUUCGAAAUCGUUCAUAAGGUGACUGAAAAAGCUAAUCCAUCCAAAUUUCUAAAAGAAAUUUCAUCGAACUUGAUAGAAACAAACAUAAAAAUUCUCAUAGCAAUAGCGGAACACGAUCCUCCGAAAUUUAUUGAACAGUCUCAGCAUUUUCAGCAGAAAUUACAAGAAUUUGGGGUAAGUUUAGAUUAUCUGUAUGUCCAAGAUGAAGAUCAUUUCUCUAUUGUAGAGAAAUUACAUGACGAAUCAUUCAUUUUAACACAGAGAAUCAUAAAUCUCAUAUGUGAAGAAAAAUGAAAGAAUAACGACAAUUUAUUUGAGGAUCAGCGAGGCAUGCAACAUCCUAAGAACUAUCCAUUAUAGAAAAAUGCGGUUAGUAACGUUUUGUUUCUACAUUAUAUGGGAAGCAAUGUAAUUGUUCUAAGACAGAAUAAAAGCGUUUUAAUGGAUAUGGAUGUAGACAGAAAUGUUACAGGUUCAUAUAAAUUCCUACAAAAAUGAUCAAGUUUGUUAUUUUCAAACAUAAAAACACGUAUAUUAUAUUUAAUUUGUAUGCUUUAAUUCGUAUCGAUUCGACUUUAUAAGGGAGGUGGAAUCCGGAGCAUCAUCGAAGUUAUCUUAUCUAAAAUCAUAGAAUAUUUCUUGAGAGAAACUAGGAAAUACUUUCCCUAUCCUAUUAUUUUCAUCCCAUUCCAUUAUCAAAUUAUAAAUCGCGAAUCACGUUUUCACGUCUGUGCACUGAUUCACGACAUAUCAUCCACUUUUUAAUGAUCCUUAGUUCCUUAUUCGCUUUUAUUGUUCCGAUAUGACCUCUUUCUCUACAAAUAUCGUCGAGCGUUGCAAGGAUGCAUCUUAAAUUCGAAUAUUCUUGGAUUAAAUAUGAUAUAAUUUUUAUAAUUUACAGUUAAAUACUUUCAAAACAAUUGUACAUCAGUAAGGUAUGUACGCGUGUGACUAGUCUAAAUUCUAUUCAUACUCAUCCAAUGGAUCCAAAAAGCUAGAGAGGAAUGAAAUUAUUGUAUUUUCUACUUUUUUUUUGUAAUUAUAUUUUGUCUGAGCAUAAAUAUACUUUUAUAAAACAGCGGAAGCUUGAAACUUAUCAAUGAAUUGCCUACUGUCAAUCUUGACAUCAAUGGUGAAGGCAAUCAAGUGGUUCACUCAACUGAUUCGAAUAUCAACUGCUUCGUUGAAUUUAAUAGACAUAUCUCGGUCACCGUAAUUUAUCAAUACCCUUUAACCCACCGAAAUUAUACAUUUUAUUUUUUCGUACUAGAAAGAAUAAACAAUAUAAUCCCUACGUGACUAAAAUAUGAAGAAAAAAAAUUUCUAUUAAGAAGAGAAAAUUUAAAUAAUUCUGUUUAAUACAAUUAAAAAUAAUAAAAUGUGUAACUGUGAAUAUUUAAUUAAGUGUACAGGAAAGUUUUUCUGGGAAGCAUUUUUUAUGCCGAUUAACGAAAUCGUCGAACGAGUAUAAUUUUUAGCGAGAGAGAAAGAGACUUUUUAGAGCAAAAUUUUCUUACAUAAUUCGCUUGUCCUAAAUAAUUGAUAUUAAAGUGAUAAUCGGUGAAAGAAAUUAGGCCUAUUACAGAAUCAUAUGCAUAUAAAUUUUAAUAGCAACACGUGAAAUUGCUCGUAAAAAACGUGCUUUGUGAUAUGCUCAUUUCACAUUUAAUCAUAUAACUAAUAUAAUUGAACGAAACAUCUCGUAUGAUAUCUUAUAAUCCUAUAAAAAAUGUUUUAAUUUAAAAUAUUUUUUAAGUAUAUUUUAAAUUUAAAAUUGAAA
Messenger RNA from Centruroides sculpturatus (bark scorpion), 2527 nucleotides. RefSeq names its product kynurenine formamidase-like. The transcript has 13 exons. Bases 151 to 1041 code for a protein of 296 amino acids. The record is from RefSeq and is a predicted model, not a curated record. Lineage: Eukaryota; Metazoa; Arthropoda; Arachnida; Scorpiones; Buthidae.